AUGGGCCCAGAUUCUCGUCCUUUCUCUGAGGACCCCACACAGGCCAGGGAGCAGGGCACUGCCUCCCAGGGGUGCAGGCUGCAGCUCCCCUCUCAGGGGCACUGCGUGUCUCUAACACAUGGAUGGGGGAAUGUCUCUACAGUGUGUGGGAAGUCCAAGGUGGUGGGGAAGAUCUAUGGGGGCCAGGAUGCAGCAGCCGGCCAGUGGCCACGGCAGGCCAGCCUGCUCUACAAGGGCUUGCAACUCUGUGGAGCUGUCCUCAUCGACUCCCACGGGCUGGCGUCAAUGGCUCACUGCUUUCUCAACAAGUCCCAGGCUCCGGAGGACUAUCGGGUUCUGUUGGGAAGUGCCCAGCUGUAUCAGCAAACCCAGCACACUCAGAAAAUGUCCUUGAACCGGAUUAUCACCCACCCAGACUCUGAGAAGUUCCGCGCCUUCGGGAGUGACAUUGCCAUGUUGCAGCUGUGCCUGCCUGUGAACUUUACUUCCCACAUUGUCCGUGUCUGCCUCCCAUCCCCAGUGCAGCUGCCUGGGAACGCGUCCUGUCGGAUGACUGGCUGGGGAAUGCUCACCGAGGACAGUGAGGGGGCUGUGGGAGAGGUGGGGGAGGGUAAAGUGGACCUCAUCGAGAACACAUUCUGUAAUACCUUACAAGGGCAAAGAACUAGCAAAGGCAAGACCUAUUCUGUGCAUGAGGAAAUGCUGUGUGCAGGGGACUUCUUGACAGGAAAGUCCAUCUGCCAUUCAGCUGCCCACAGGUGGAGCAAGGAGGCUGCCAAGUGCCAAGGACUGGCGGGCUCAGUCACUGUGUCCCCAGUCCAGCUCCAGUCCAGCCCUGUGCUCCACCUGCUUCUUCUUGCAAAGGCUGUGCUCGGUGAUUCCGGGGGGCUUCUGCUCUGCUAUCUCCCCAGUGCAUGGGUCCUGGUGGGACUGGCCAGCUGGGGCCUGGACUGCCGACAUCCCGUCUACCCCAGCAUCUUCAUCAGAGUAACCUACUUCACCAAUUGGAUUAAGAAAAUCAAGAGGCUCGCCCCUCCUCCUGACCCUGUCCCGGCCUUCCUUUCCCCAAGUCUGCAGGAGCCCAGCCUGCUUCCCACCUCCCCAGCCCCAAUCCUGUGUGAACUUCUCCCUCCUGUCCAAGACCCCAGGCCAAGCCUGUCCUGGGUUUCUGCAUUCUUCCAGCUGUUAGAGCCUGGUGUCACUUUCUCUGCUAAGCUGACCCAGGACCUGGUGGCCCAGAAGUAA
Messenger RNA from Carlito syrichta (Philippine tarsier), 1245 nucleotides. RefSeq names its product putative serine protease 47. The record is from RefSeq and is a predicted model, not a curated record. Gene Ontology annotation, molecular function: serine-type endopeptidase activity. Gene Ontology annotation, biological process: proteolysis. Lineage: Eukaryota; Metazoa; Chordata; Mammalia; Primates; Tarsiidae.